Chlorella variabilis is the source of this 1476-nucleotide messenger RNA. RefSeq lists its product as hypothetical. Gene Ontology annotation, molecular function: DNA translocase activity; ATP binding; ATP-dependent chromatin remodeler activity. The transcript is spliced from 13 exons. Gene Ontology annotation, biological process: double-strand break repair via homologous recombination; reciprocal meiotic recombination. NCBI's taxonomy places the organism in Eukaryota, Viridiplantae, Chlorophyta, Trebouxiophyceae, Chlorellales, Chlorellaceae. Gene Ontology annotation, cellular component: nucleus. The record is from RefSeq and is a predicted model, not a curated record. Bases 1 to 1476 code for a protein of 491 amino acids.
AUGAGGGCCACCGCCUCAAGCACCCCGCUGCAGAACAACCUGUCUGAGUUCUAUGCCAUGGUGAACUUUGUCAACCCAGACUCCCUGGGCAGCCUGCAGGCGUUCGAGCGUGUGCUGGCCGCACCCAUCAACAAGAGCCGGGAGCGGGGCGCGAGCGACAAGGAGCGGGAGCUGGGGGAGAAGCGGUCGGCGGAGCUGUCCCGCCGGGUGGAGGCCUUUGUGCUGCGGCGCACGCGGGAGGUCAACGCCAAGUACCUGCCGCCGCUGGCCAGUUACGUGGUGCCCACCCAGCUCCAGCUGCGCGUGUACAGCUCCGUGCUGGGCUCCUCCAGCGUGCGCAAGCUGCUGGCCACCAGCGGCGGCGACUAUGGGGACCAGACGCUGACGGUGCUGACCAACCUGCGCAAGAUCUGCAACCACCCCGCCCUCUACGCACCCGGCGGCGGCGAGGGCCAGGAGGCUGGCGGGGAGCAGCAGGAGGCCGAGUUCGAUCCAGACCAGUCGGGCAAGAUGGCGGUGCUGGGCGUGGUGCUGAGGGAGAGCAUCUCUGGGGCGGGAGAGCGGGUGGUGGUGGUCAGCCAGUCCACCGCCGCACUGGACCUGAAGCUGUGCGAUGGAUGCGGCUUCAAGACUGUGCGCAUAGACGGCGGCACCGACGUGGGCAAGCGCCAGGAUGUGGUCAACAGCUUCAACCGGCACGGCGUGUUCCUGCUGUCCACCACCGCCGGAGGGGCGGGCCUCAACCUGACGGGCGCCAACCGCCUGGUGCUGCUGGACAGCCACUGGAACCCGGCCAUGGACCUGCAGGCCAUGGCGCGCGUGUGGCGGGACGGCCAGAAGAAAGCGUGCGUGGUGUACCGCCUGCUCACCACGGGCACGCUGGAUGAAAAGAUGUACCAGCGACAGCUGAAGAAGGGAGACAUAGCUGCCACCAUGAUGGGCGGCGGCGGCAAGGCCGGCGGCGCCGCGGGCAGCAAGGCCGGCGGCGGCAACAAGGAGGAGCUGAGGCAGCUCUUCACGCUGCGCACCGACACCGCCUGCGACACACACGACCUGCUGGCCCAGGCUGCUGCGGCGGCGGAGAGGCAGGCGGGGCGGGGCGGCAGCGGCAGCGCAGCCGGGGGGGAGGAGGGAGGGGCGGCGGCUGCCGCAGCCCCAGAGUUCAGGGAUGUGUCGGGGAGCUGCGAGGACGGGCCGCUGUGCGCCGCCAUCUCGGCGGGACACGUCACCUUUGUGCACCUGGACCGCAGCCAGGAGCUGGCGGCGGCGGCGGCAGCUGCUGGCACUCAGCAGCAGGAGCAGCAGCAGCAGCAGGAUGCAGAGGCAUCUGUGGAGGAGGAGGAGCAGCAGGCGCCGGGGUGCAGCGGCGCAGAGUGCAGCGGAGCGGCUGUGGGCGCUGGGGCAGACGUGGCAGCGGCAGAGGCUGAUGGAGUGGACAGCUUGGAGGUGGAGAUGGAGGAGGAGAGCGGCUGGUGA